Talpa occidentalis (Iberian mole) is the source of this 3453-nucleotide messenger RNA. It is a transcript of the gene RNF170, whose product is annotated as ring finger protein 170. Gene Ontology annotation, molecular function: ubiquitin protein ligase activity; metal ion binding. The record is from RefSeq and is a predicted model, not a curated record. NCBI's taxonomy places the organism in Eukaryota, Metazoa, Chordata, Mammalia, Eulipotyphla, Talpidae. Bases 227 to 1003 code for a protein of 258 amino acids. The transcript is spliced from 8 exons.
GGCAGUGCGCGUGCGCCGCGCCCGCACUGCAAACCGAAAUAGAGCCUGCGAGCGGCUGCCCGGGAGGGGUGGCGGGGCGGUCCCGGAAAUAAUCUCUGUUCCCAGCCGCCGGGAUUUGGCGAGUUUCCCUCGGCGGUGGAGAGGAAAUGCAGCCUCAGAGUGAUUCCAUAUUCCAGGCAGUUCAAAGAAUUCUGAACCAUAAGCUGAGCUUAGUCCCAGACCUGGAAUGGCCAAAUAUCAAGGUGAAGUUCAAAGUUUAAAACUGGAUGAUGAUUCAGUUAUAGAAGGAGUAAGUGACCAAGUACUUGUGGCAGUUGUGGUCAGUUUCGCUUUGAUUGCUACCUUGGUAUAUGCACUUUUCAGAAAUGCACAUCAAAACAUUCACCCAGAAAACCAAGAACUAGUAAGGGUACUUCGGGAACAACUUCAAACAGAACAGGAUGCACCUGCUGCUGCCCGACAGCAGUUCUACACUGACAUGUAUUGUCCAAUCUGUUUACAUCAAGCCUCCUUUCCUGUUGAGACAAACUGUGGACAUCUGUUUUGUGGUACCUGCAUUAUUGCAUACUGGCGAUAUGGUUCAUGGCUUGGGGCAAUCAGUUGUCCAAUCUGUAGACAAACGGUAACGUUACUGCUACCAGUAUUUGGUGAAAAUGAACAGUCUCAGGAUGUUGUGUCAUUGCAUCAAGAUAUUAACGAUUACAACCGGAGAUUCUCAGGGCAACCCAGAUCUAUUGUGGAAAGAAUUAUGGAUCUACCCACGUUACUGAGGCAUGCAUUCAGGGAAAUGUUUUCAGUCGGGGGCCUUUUCUGGAUGUUCCGUAUCAGGAUAAUACUUUGUUUAAUGGGAGCCUUUUUCUAUCUUAUCUCACCUCUAGAUUUUGUACCUGAAGCCUUGUUUGGAAUUCUAGGAUUUCUAGAUGAUUUCUUUGUCAUCUUUUUGUUGCUUAUCUAUAUCUCUAUUAUGUAUCGAGAAGUGAUAACACAGAGAUUAAACAGGUGAAAAAAAGGAGUUUACAAAAAUAUGAGCUAAUGUGUAAAAUCAGAUAAAAGGACCCAUGACAGUAUAAAGUAUUUGAAUAUUACAAGCUUAAAAACCACUGUAUGACAAACAUUCAUCAUCCGGCAAAUGCCUAACAAUAUAUGACUGGAAUUUUUAUGUCACAGUUUCUAACAGUAAUUUACAACUGUAUCUUGAUUCUGUGUUGUCUAUAAAGCUUCUGGGGAAAAUGUGGAAUUAUAUAAAAAGGGAUGCUUUUAUAUCUUCUCUCCCCCAAAUUACUCAGAUUAAUUGGAUGUAUAGUAGUAUCUUAGUAAGGAUAUAUAUUGUUAAAUGUACAUUUUAUCUAAUUUUUCCUUCAGUGAGUACCUAUAUAUCGCUGAAACUCAUCUAAAUACUUUUGUUAAAAUAAACUAUUGUACAAUAUUGAGGAAAAGCCAGUAUUUCUUUUAGUAAUACCUAGGCUUUAUGUAUUUGGAGCAGUUCACUAUUUCCAUUCUGAUAUAAUUCUUUGUUAUCAGCUGAAAGUGAAAGAAACUUGAACUUUAUUAUCUGAUUUCAUAUUCUGAUUUACAGAAAAGUUCUUAAUAGAUGUACGAUAUUUAUCUCUAGUCAGCACACUUGAUAGUCUCAGUUACAACAUUUAAACAAGUUUGAUCCUUCUAUAGGAAUAGUAUAGGAAAGUAACUUAUUUUUUAGGAACCUGGAUAAUACUGCAAACAUGCAUUUGUGAGGCAAGAAAUUCAUGGCUGGCUGUAUGCAUGAAAGAUAUUCGGAGGGUACUAGAACAUUAAAUUUGACGAGAAAUUACUGACAAACUGCAGCCAUAAAUGGGCAAAUAUGUUUUCUCUAGUCAGACACUUUUGUAAUACUGUCCCUAGAUGGCAGUGUAGCGCCCCAGUUUAUCAUGUCUGAUGCAAAUGAUCAAAUGUUAUCCCAGGUAACGCAACAGGAAACUUACCUUGGUUUACUGAUAGCUCCAACAUAAGGCUCCAAGGCUUUCUUCUGCAGUUUUCUGGGAAAAAAUCAAAACCACAAGUAUUAUGAAAUGCUAACUCCCUCAGCUGGCACUGCUCACUAGUGAACAGCAAGGUACUCUUUGAUGCCCGGGGUCAGUGUUAGCUCAAUCACUGAUAUUCAUACUGUCCAUUCGUGUAUUAGUGAAACUCGCUAUAUACAGAUAGGGAGGAAAAGAAAACAUCUCUCAUUCUCGCAAGUUAGAUUAGGCAUCAACUAAUGAGAUGAAUGAAAUAUCAGUAACAGUGUUUUUUAAUGUGGGCCUCAACAAAACUGUUACUUUGUCUCAGAGAAAAACAAAGUUUAAAAAUAGCACAUUAUAAUUAAGGCAAAUUCUUGCAUACUUUUCAUUUUAUUCUUAGGAUAAUUAUGUCAAUGAGACAGAAUAUCACCUUCCUUUUCAUAGAUGGCAUCUGUUAUAGAUAAAAAAAAUUUUUGCCUGAAGAUACUUAUACAAACAAAUAACUGAAAUAUUAGACCAGUAACUCACACAUGGGUUCAGAGAGACUGAAAGCUAUUAUGAAAAGGGGAUCUUUUGGAAGACUUUCCCAACACAAGAGCAGGAUAGCUUGGGUACUCCUAAGAAGAAAGGUCUGGAAAGAUAAUGUACCAAGACUUAACGAAUCCUAAUUCUACACUUCCAAAUCAAAUGUCUAAUAGGGUAGUACACGUCACAGAAAAAUAUUUUAUCAGUCACCAACUUGAAAUGUACCAGACAAGAAACACAUUUCCUACCAGUUACAAAUUUGGUGUGGGGCUAUUGGAGUAUCAUUUUUGGAAAGGAUUUAUUUAAUUUUCCAUGCAUGUGUUCCGCUUCAAAUGUUGCAUUUCUAGUUAAAAUAACUUCAUUAUAAUGUUUAGUUUUCCUUCCAAGACUUUCCUGGUAGACGUGUAUAGUACCAAAUUUUGUAACAUACAACAACACUGUAUGAUAUAAAGUCUCUUUAAAUUGAAAAGGGAACAUGUAUACAUUUCAGAAUUUUAGAUCUGCUUAUGAUGCCAUCUUUACUGAUCACUGAUAGACAAUAGAGAUGGGAUCUGAGAGAAUAAAGCAAUCAGUGUUUUAAACGUCAUAAUAACACUUCUGAUUCAUAGUUAAAGAGUAUGUAAGUCAAAGCAACAUUAUGGAUUUUUGUAAACAACAAUACUGUAAAUUUCAAAUAAACACACGGUCCAACCCCAGGAGCAGAUGAUGAUUUGGGCAGCUCUGUGGGGAACAAGAUGGAGGAAACAUCUGUUCUAAAUGUCCACUGGAGCAGUGGUUUCAGCGAGUGCAAUUUUCUGUUUAAGAGGAACUUUUCUAGGAAGAAUGAACUGCAUUGGUCCCUGUGGCUGUGCAGAUACCUACCUCACAGAGUUGUUGCAAAGGAUUGACCAUUUGGUUCAAACUUUGUGAUUUAAGAGUUUGUCAAGCAGUUAUUUUGAAUAAAAGCCAA